CUUUCAGUGAGCGGCCGCCGCCUGUCGAGGGGCAUUAGCGGGCGCCACCGACGUGUGAACAUUUCAUGAGGCAGCGCGCGUCGGCACCGCUGACGGCAGCGUUUUAUUAGCGUCAGUCGCUCUCGGGUGGAUGAUUCAAUCGGCGUGUUUUUGUGGACCGAGUGCGCUGUGAGAUCGGCUGAGUGAGGCCCGGGGGGCAGUGUGGCGGUGCUCAUCAGGUGACGAUCAGGUGAUUACCCGGUGACAGUCAGGUGAUCGCUGACGCCCAGGUGAUUAUUGACGAUAAGGUGGUCCGGAUCGGGUGACGCUCAGGUGAUCGGUCGGUGACGCGUUGUCUGUCGACGGCCGCUGUGUGUCGGCGGGUCGCUAUGAUCGGCCGCCGCGGGCCGGCUGGCUCGGAGCCCUGCUGAUCGGAGUCGCCGCCACCGUCAUGAGCUCGCCGCCGCCGGUGGGCGCGUUCUCGGCGGCUGCGCUGUCCCAGUGCGCGGCUGACCUGACCCCGGCGGCCGGCGCCGUCAGCCAACAGCAGCAGGACUGCUGCUACACUGACUGGUCCGGCUGCAACUCAACUCUGAGGAGCAUCGAAGCGUGUUUCCUGAGCGGCGACCGGGCGCGGUUGGACUGCGCCGACCCGUACCGGCAGCUGUACCAGUGCGCCUACAGUCGGGCCGACGCCGACAAACUAUCCGCCGGAGACGUCAACGGUAACACCGCCGUCACCUCGGACCGCAACGACGACCGGUCAGCGGCGGCGGGGGUGGGCGGGGAGGCGGGCAAACAGCUGCCGCUGCACCCCAAGCUGGCCUCCGUGUCGGCCGUGCUGGAGAUGAAGGAGCAGUGGCAGCAGUUCAACGAGCUCACCACAGAAAUGAUAGUCACCAAGGCCGGCAGGCGCAUGUUCCCAGUCUUUCAAAUUCGGUUAUACGGCAUGCACCAGCUAGAGGCCUAUAUGCUCCAGAUGGACUUCGUACCCGUGGACGACAAGAGAUAUCGGUACGCCUUUCAUAGCUCGAGCUGGGUGAUCGCCGGCAAGGCGGACGCGCACGCGCCGUCCCGGAUUCACAUGCACCCCGACAGUCCGUCGGACGGCUCGCACUGGAUGAAACAGGUCAUCUCGUUCGACAAACUGAAGCUGACCAACAACCCCUACGACAACAACGGCUACAUCAUCUUGAACUCGAUGCAUCGGUAUCAGCCCCGAUUCCAUGUGAUCUACAAUCCCAAAAAGGAAGAGGAACAGGGCAAAUACCAGAACUUCAAGACAUUCGUCUUCUCGGAAACGAAGUUCAUGGCGGUAACGGCCUACCAAAACCAAAGGGUAACCCAGCUGAAAAUCGCCAGCAACCCGUUCGCCAAGGGCUUUCGCGACUGCGGAGAUCCGGAUGACGUCGGUAUGCCGGAGAUGAUGGGCUCCAUGUCGGCGCAAGGCCGGCAGCUGACCUCCGUGGCGGCCCCGCGGCCGCCGCCCUCCCUGCCCGUCUCCUCCCACAUGCUGCUGCAGACCAAGCCCGAGAAAGGCUCGGAGCAGUCGGAGCCGGUCUCGGUGUCGGCCAUGUCCCGUAUGUUUCCGGCCGUCAGCCAGCAGUACGCGCCCCCGCCGGCCGCGCCCGGCUCGCAGCCGUACGCCGGCGCCGCCUACUACGGCCCCCUCUUCACGCCCUACUCGUACAAGGCGCGCUCGCCGCCCUACUCUCGGCCACCGGGCCGCGCGCCGCUCUACCCGGGCGGCUACGGCGCGCCGGCGUCGCCGACCGGCGGCCUGUACCGCGCCGCGUCGGCCGCCGGCGCGCCGCCGCCGCCACCGCCGCCCAGCGCCGAGUACGAGUACGGCGCCAGGUGAGAAUCGCAUUAUCCCGUCGAGCGCCUGAAAAACGAGGCGCGAAAAACGCCGACGGUGCCAGCCGGACAACUGCUGAAAAUUGCCCGUGAAAAUAAAUACGACGGCGAUUAAUGGCAGCGGGUGAGUAUUUAUUCAUGGCGCCCGGGCGGGGAGAAGCGUGACCCGACGGGGGACCACCGGCCGGCGGCUGUCGAGCGCCGGCUGGACGGCACCGGUGUCCGAAAAUGGACAGAGAGACGGUCCCCGCCGCGCCCCUCCCGGAGGGUGGACGGCCGCCCGCCGCCUGUCCACCCGCUGAGCCCCGGUGAUAUCUCGCAGUCAGUGUGACUGAACAGUGGACAGUUGAUGCGGAGACAGUCAGGUCAGAGACGUAUCGACGUCCGACGGCGGCGGUCAGUGACAGCACAGCGGCGAGCUCUGCGGUCGGUGCGGCGCAGCGGUCAACUGCCACAGAACUAUCGUGUCAGUGUGUGUCGCGCGCAGGUUAUGUAUGCUGUGCACCGCUGAAGCUGGAAGUGGGUUGGAUGCCUAUUGCCCAUUACCCAUGGCUGGAUGGCCACGUGCCAAAAUGUGUAUGUUCGCGAGUUAUUGCGCUGUGCAUGUGCAGAGUCGCCUUGCAAUGUUGCCUUCAUCAUGAAAUAAACGUGCAAUGAAAUUAUA
Molecule: messenger RNA, 2500 nt
Organism: Amphibalanus amphitrite
Lineage: Eukaryota; Metazoa; Arthropoda; Thecostraca; Balanomorpha; Balanidae
Product: T-box transcription factor TBX10-like
Exons: 8
Coding region: 431-1840 (469 amino acids)
Biological process (GO): positive regulation of DNA-templated transcription; cell fate specification; regulation of transcription by RNA polymerase II
Cellular component (GO): nucleus
Molecular function (GO): RNA polymerase II cis-regulatory region sequence-specific DNA binding; DNA-binding transcription factor activity, RNA polymerase II-specific
Source: RefSeq, a predicted model, not a curated record